AUGUCUUCCCAUAUCAAAGAACCUAUCUUACACUCUUCAUCAAGUAGACAUCAAGUCGCCUACUCACCUUCUGAUCCAUGGACCAAACCCCGAAUAGGUUAUUUUAACGGUACCAAACGAAUCAUCCACAACGCAUACGACCUUUACAACUUAUUCUCCACGCCACAAUUAUCGACUACAGCAUUUUACGCUCAUAAAGAUUCCAAUCCCAAUGCACUAUCAGAGGAGAAGUGGCAUAAAGAUCAUCCCCCAACACAGCGAUACAACGAUAAACCCCAUCCACUUGGGGAGUUGGUGAGUUUUGUGGUAAUUUUCGAAAAUGCCCAUCCAGCUUGGGAAGAAGAUAAAGAAAUUUGGGUACAUUCGAAAGUCGAUUUACUCCUCAAAGACCACAGAGGACAAAAGAAGAAUUUCGAUAGACCGAUUCCUGUUUUUAUAGCGGGAAGAUCUAAAUUUGGGAAGUUUGUCUUUGAGAAUUGGAUGACAAUGGAUAUAGUUGAGGUUGUCCCUCCCCAUUCGGAAGAAUUGAAAAGAAUGCUUCAAGCUAAACAAGAUUUCAAGAGCUACAAACCAACUGGUCGUACGAGCGAAGCAUGGAAAGAAUCCCUCUCUUUCCAAUGGAUCAAGAUGAAAUUUACUCCUUGUGGGGAAGAGUACAAAUCGCCAUACAAGAUGGGUAAAGGUGAAGCUGCUAGAUACGCGUUGAAGAUUGGUGGUUUGGAUGAAGAGUUAUAUUCAGAAAGAUCGAAAGAGAGGAAGAGAGGGAUUGAGUAUUGGAAUAUUGUACAGUACCGUACAUUCGGGAUCCAGGAUUUUUUUCAGUAG
Kwoniella mangroviensis CBS 8507 is the source of this 825-nucleotide messenger RNA. RefSeq lists its product as uncharacterized. The transcript has 3 exons. The coding region runs from base 1 to 825 and encodes 274 amino acids. Lineage: Eukaryota; Fungi; Basidiomycota; Tremellomycetes; Tremellales; Cryptococcaceae. The record is from RefSeq and is a predicted model, not a curated record.